GUUUACUACUGCGCAUCUGUGGGGUACUACAUGCACAUUACGCCGGGGAUUAUUGGCAAGACUUGUUGGUCAGCUGAUUAUAGCUGCUACAUUUCUUAAAAAAGUGUUUUGUUACUGUCGAUAUGAAAGGAUAUAUUUUUAUAAAAAUUGUUCACCUUCCACUUUGUAAAAAGAUAUACGGUUAAACCAGUCUUGAGUCAGUCUCUCGUGUCUUGUUUGACAGUAAGUGGAAACAAGGUGGGUGUGUGAAGAUAGUUCAGUGAAUUGUGGUCGCCCCAGUGUUCUUGGCCCGGGCAUUAGUACUACUAAUUUUCAAGUCUUCUCAUUUGAAGUAAAGUGCCUUAUCGGAUACAUAAUCCUACUGCAGAUUGAACCACAUGGCUGUGUAGCACAGAGGAAAAAAAAAUAGUGUGUAUGAAAAGGGGGGUGCCGACCCUGUACAUCAAGCAACCGUUUCACAGAGGGAAGUCUGGGGAUUUAAAGUGAAAAUCUCUUCCUUCCUAUUCCGACCUCGCGCCCGAGGAUGAGUAUCCAGAUCCCACCGGGCCUUACGGAGUUGCUGCAGGGGUACACGGUAGAAGUGCUGCGGCAGAGGCCCCCAGACUUGGUUGAAUUUGCCAUCCAGUACUUUACCCGGCUCAAGGAAAGUAAGACCACCCAGGAUGGCGCUGGGGGUGUCAGAUCGCUUCUUCCGAGCUCAAAGGGAGUUAACUUCGGAGAACCCAUGCAGACCGAAUCCAACGGAGAAGAUGAGGAAGAUGAUGACUCCGAUUUUGAGCCUCCUGUCAUCAACAGAUUCAGCAGAAGGGUAUCAGUUUGUGCUGAAGCAUACAAUCCUGAUGAGGAGGAAGAAGACACAGAACCAAGGGUAGUUCAUCCAAAAACAGAUGAGCAGAGACUGCGGCUACAAGAAGCCUGUAAAGAUAUCCUUCUUUUCAAAAAUCUUGACCAGGAACAAUUGUCUCAGGUCCUUGAUGCAAUGUUUGAGAAGAAAGUAAAACCUCAGGACCAUGUUAUUGAUCAAGGAGAUGAUGGUGAUAAUUUUUAUGUAGUGGAAAGGGGUCAGUUUGAUAUUUUUGUUACUAAAGAUGGACAGACUCGCUGUGUUGGUCGAUACGAUGAUCGUGGAAGUUUUGGAGAGUUGGCACUAAUGUAUAAUACUCCUAGAGCUGCUACCAUUGUUGCAACCACAGAUGGUGCCCUGUGGGGGAUGGAUCGAGUAACAUUCAGGAGAAUUAUUUUAAAAAACAAUGCCAAGAAAAGGAGGAUGUAUGAAACAUUCGUUGAAUCAGUGCCCCUUUUAAAAUCACUAAAUCUUUCUGAAAGAAUGAAGAUUGUUGAUGUAAUAGGUGAAAAGAUAUAUCAGGAUGGUGAACGCAUCAUUGCUCAGGGUGACAAAGCCGAGUCAUUCUUCAUGGUGAAGUCUGGUGAAGUGAAAAUCAUGAUGAAAAGUAAGACAAAAGCAGACCAAGAUGACAACAAAGAGGUGGAGAUCACCAGGUGUAACCAAGGACAGUAUUUUGGUGAACUUGCUCUUGUCACUAAUAAACCGAGGGCAGCAUCUGCUUAUGCUGUUGGAGAGGUUAAGUGCUUAGUUAUGGAUGUACAGGCUUUUGAGAGAUUACUUGGACCCUGCAUGGACAUUAUGAAAAGGAACAUAGUGCAUUACGAGGAGCAGCUGGUGGCAUUAUUUGGUUCAAGUAUGGACCUGAGGGAUCCUGGAAAUUAGACACAGUAAAUUUUGAUGCCUUCAGUUCUAAUACAAAAACUGCUUUUAGCAAUGCAACACAUUGGAAAUGGACACUGCAAAACGUUCUUUGCUGCAUUCUACAUGGGCAUUUUGCAGCACUAAAGUAAACAAAAAAAUGUUAUUAGCCUCCUCCCUUGGGGUUCACUAAAGACUUUAUGUACAUCUCCAGUUUGCUGCUGUAAUUUCAUUAUUAAAUCCAAGCAAUGUUAUGGGAUUUGGUGGUUGUGCAGCACAGCAUGUACCAGUCAGAGUUAGCAUCCUUUUUAUUAGUAAGUAAAAUACUUACAAAAACGAUCUCUUAUGGUUAGGAGGAUCAUUCCCGGAGAACCAGGCCAUCUGUGGUAAUCAGGCAAGUUUCAGCAUUAGUAACGAGCAAUGCUGCAUUGCUGUCACUGGUAAUACAAGUAAUUUACUUCAGCAUCCUGUAAUCUGCAGAUGUUGAAAGCAAAAUUACUUUGAGUAACUGAAAAGCUUUAAAAGAUUUGUUUUUUGAGCCAGUGAGUAAGUGAAGGUCUGCAGUAAGUAACCUGGUUACCUGAACUAGUAGUAAAGGGCUAGAAUGCAUGUUCUACAAAUAAAUAAUACUACUAAACUUAAGCAAAAGUGAAACAAGUGAUGUUAGGGCUCCCUAGCGAACAUGAUGCUGCAUUUCUAAUAUUUAUUAUUAGCACAUCUGAAUUUCCGGGACUAGUUUUCACACACACACACAGAGGAAAUGGAAAUUACUGUCUUAGUGUUUACUGCUGACAUUUUUUCUGCAAAUGUUAAUACUUCUUCAUUAGCAGUUUGGUCUGUGAAGAAUGAUGCAGUAAGCCCAUUCAUGCUGCCUUUAAGGAUGGAUUUUUGUUCCUUUCAUUUAAAAUGAAGUUCAUCCUGUGUACCCAGAGACAGAGUUUUCCUGACCAUUUUUUUUUCGGGGAUUAUUUUAUAACAAGUGGAUUUCUUUAAUUUGUAAUUUUCUGGCACUGAGCACAUAUUAGAACUGACCUUUGAGGUGUCUGCUAGGAGCCAUAUGUGCACUUUGCAAGCAUCCACCAACAUGACAUUAUUGUUCAAGGUUUGUGGGUUAAAUAUAAAGUCAGUAGGCACAAACCUCUAUACAAUCCCGCCCCUUCUUGAGUUCAUUAAUGAGAUUGAUCACGUUGGAGGAGAUGUCAUUUUAGUAAACAAAAAAAAAAAAUCAAUUUAAAUGGGAGAUGAGGAAGAUUAUUUUUGGAUUUCUCUGAGCAUUUUAAGUUUAAACACUCAGGUGACGAGUAAUGAUGUUUUGAGAGACAUCAUUAUAUUGGCUCACAGUACAUGCAGCUUUGUUGAAGUCAUUUCCUCUCGAGGAAAAAAAAUUAUCCUAUAGCUGUGGGUGUACAGUUUAAUAAAUUUAUUAAAGAAGCUCAGUCAAAUUGCCUGGUAGAUGAAGCAGACUGACUUUCAGGUGGUAGUUCUAAACCAGCCUUUACAGGUCACAGUUAUCCCAAUUUUGACUUGAGAAAAAAAUUUCAUGCUAAGCUUUUAGAAAGUUGACUAGGUUGGUGCUGCCUCUGUCCUUUUCUUAGCACAUAUUUUUUUUCAUAUUCACCAUCAGGUUAAUGCUAUACAAGAUUAAUAUCAGAUUUCUUACUGGAUAGUAGUGGUUUGCAUUAAAGUACAUUUUAAGACUGUAAUGUCCUGUAGAAAGGAAGAUGCAUUUUUUAUGACUUGCAGCUUUAGAUAUUAUGGUAGCAGCCUGCAGGUUGAAGCAUUUCUUUGUACUUAUUUGAAAUUGAGUUGGGUUUGCUUCAAUUUGUUAAGCAGUGAGCUGUUAACAGUCGCUUUGUAUGUAUUCAGGACCUGCACUUUAGACAGUAAUAUAUGCCAGCAAAAUUACGUCAUAUUUGUGACUUCGGUACCUUUUUAGUUUUUCUGUCUCCCAUACUAGGAAGUCGGGGUGCGAGGAGUUUUAAGUUGUCAGUAUACCAUCCCAUGUGCCACUACAUUUUCAGCAGGAAGAAUUAGCAUUUUAGAAGUUGAGAAAAUGAAAAAAGAAGUAGGUUUCAUCUGCUUGUGAGGAAUGGAAUAAGGGACAGCCUUAUGAAGAGCAUCAUAUUAAUUUUGGCACCCAUCCAAAAGUUGAAUUGUGUGUUUUUUGUUUUGUAUUUGUGAAGCAUUCUUACCAAAUUAUAAUUCAUUUGAAGAUUUUUGUUCUGGGGAUAGGUGUUUGUUUUGUGAGUUGUGAUUUUGACAAGCAGCUGUCAUUUUCCAUUAAGAAAUGUUUAUUUAUAAGAGUAUGAUUUCAGUUUCCUUUGCAGGACUAGUAAAAACAUUUUAAUUCUGUUGUUUGAGCAAAUGGGGAUGUUGCACACAAAAUGAAGAAUAUAUUUUCAAAAAGAAAGAAAAAAUGAGUGCAGCAGAAACGUUCAAAAUAGCAUUCUCUUAUAAUACUGAAAAGGUGUGCCACAGGAUGGAAACAGAGAAGUGCAGUUAUUUAGAAUGUACCUUUUUUUUGUAGUGCAGGAGAGCUAAUAACAGAAAUGUAAGCGCUCCGCAGUAGGCAGGUCUGAAUAUGCCUGUUUCACAUUGACAAAGUCUUUAGAAAUACCUGUCCUAAUUAUGAACCACAACUGCUGGAUCUACAGGAAUUGUGAAUAAAUACAUUUUAUAUGAA
Messenger RNA from Protopterus annectens (West African lungfish), 4388 nucleotides. RefSeq names its product protein kinase cAMP-dependent type II regulatory subunit alpha (gene PRKAR2A). The transcript is spliced from 11 exons. Gene Ontology annotation, cellular component: cAMP-dependent protein kinase complex. NCBI's taxonomy places the organism in Eukaryota, Metazoa, Chordata, Ceratodontiformes, Protopteridae. Gene Ontology annotation, molecular function: cAMP-dependent protein kinase regulator activity. The record is from RefSeq and is a predicted model, not a curated record. Gene Ontology annotation, biological process: regulation of protein phosphorylation. Bases 524 to 1729 code for a protein of 401 amino acids.